This is a messenger RNA of Fusarium mangiferae, 993 nucleotides long. RefSeq lists its product as uncharacterized. NCBI's taxonomy places the organism in Eukaryota, Fungi, Ascomycota, Sordariomycetes, Hypocreales, Nectriaceae. The record is from RefSeq and is a predicted model, not a curated record. Gene Ontology annotation, molecular function: hydrolase activity. The transcript has 2 exons. The coding region runs from base 1 to 993 and encodes 330 amino acids.
AUGUCGGUCAACGUACGCCCGAAAUCCGUGUCCGGCAAAGUCCGUGCGGCUCGCCUCGAAGUUGUCGAUCGCCUCGAGAAACAGUUGGCAGAUGCCAAGCAAUGGUAUGACUUUGACCGCCCCCAAGACUAUCGACAAGCACGAGCAGAAGGCACUCACGGGUUCAACCGUCUGCAACUGAAUGACCAAGCCCGCUUGGUUUAUGCUACCGGGCGUGACGGACAGAGGAUUGAACUCCGGGUGAUUGAACCGCCUGGGCCGUCGAAAGGCGUGUUCCUCCAUUUCCAUGCAGGUGGCUUCGUCAUUGGGAGCAAUGCUUCUUACGAUGGGUACUUGACCCGACUCUCCGAAGCAUCCGGCCUGACCGUCGCGUCUGUGGAGUACCGACUCGCGCCGGAGCACCCAUUCCCAGCGGGCCGCGACGAUUGCGUAGAUGCGGCCCUCUUUGCUCUUUCUGCCCAAGGUAUUAGUGCACUUGGGGUUCCGUUGCGAGUACUAGGCGGAGAAUCAGCCGGUGCCUGGUUUGCCGUUGCAGUUGCCCUAGAAUUGCGGGAUAAGCAUGAAAUCGACGUCAAGUCACAAAUCGCUGCCAUCUGUGCUGGCUAUGGGAUAUACGACUUGACCUAUACGCCUUCCUUGCUGUCGCACACAAGGAACAUAGUUAUCAGUCGCGAGACCAUGAUGAGAUUUUCUGAGGCGGCUUUUGGUCAUAUCCCGUUCAGCGACAGGAAAAGGCCUGACAUAUCCCUGUUAUACGCUGACUUGGGCAACCUACCCCCGGCGCAUUUUCUCGUGGGAAAUAUUGAGCCACUACUUGAUGAUAGCAUCUUCAUGGCUGCCAAGUGGAUCAACGCGGGGAGUGAAGCUGAGCUGCAUGUUGUUGAGGGUGCUUGUCAUGCCUUUACGCUGUUUCCGCUGGGUGAGGUCACGGAACUGGGGAUUCAGGCAGUUGUUGACUUUGUGCAUAUACAAAUGAAGCGCUUUGCAAUGUAG